Messenger RNA from Pungitius pungitius (ninespine stickleback), 2530 nucleotides. Its product is annotated as nascent polypeptide-associated complex subunit alpha, muscle-specific form. Gene Ontology annotation, molecular function: proton-transporting ATP synthase activity, rotational mechanism. The transcript is spliced from 5 exons. Bases 350 to 1714 code for a protein of 454 amino acids. The record is from RefSeq and is a predicted model, not a curated record. Lineage: Eukaryota; Metazoa; Chordata; Actinopteri; Perciformes; Gasterosteidae. Gene Ontology annotation, biological process: proton motive force-driven mitochondrial ATP synthesis.
CACGCUGCGGCAGUUAUGGCCCAUCUCUGGCGAUUGACAUUUUUAGUGUGUCACUAAAUGCAUGUGUGUAGAAAUACGUACAAAGCUAAUUUUAGCUAACAUUUGUUUAUCUACUUACAUUGAGGCAGCUGAAGCGCCACCUAAAGGGUCCUUCCCCGGAGCAGCAACAGAAGUUAUUAACGUAAAGUACAUCGAUACAACCGUGAUUCCGACCCGCGUGAACAUUCAGGUUGAAACCACUGUGUGUCAACGUGACAAUUUACGUCGAUUUACGUCAUCGUUUGACGCCGUUUCAACUUUGGGGGAAAUGAUUUCACCUGUUUAACGGUUUUUGACAACACGUGCAGAAAUGAGCUCUGAGGUGUGCCCCUUCUGCGGCAAAAUUUACAAAAGGCUAAAGAGUCACCUGCCGCACUGCAAGGCGGCAGCGAGCCCCGACACACCUCCGACCAAACGUGUCGCGGCGAGCGAGACGACGACGACGACGUCAUCGUCUGCACAGCUGGUCGCGCCCUACAGCGGACCAGCGGCUGAGCCCACGCAGGCCUUGGCGGUGACGUUGAUUCCGCGUUUAAAGAAGAAGAGCAAGAAGAAGUCUGCAGCGCCGUCCCCGGAUUCUGCGCCACUUCCGCCUCCGACUGAGAAGACGAGGCAAAAGCCGCCGCGGCGGAUCGAGGGCGCCGUCGUUCCUCCCUCCAUCACCGGUUCCCUCGCCUCCUCUCUGUCGCCGCCUCUGCCGCCGCCCCCCGUCCCCAAAAAGCAGAGUCUCCGUGCUUCGAUAGAAGCAGCAAAGACCAAACGCGCCUCUGAGGGAGCCGGAUCGGCCUCGGAAGACCGGCCCUCGGGUUCAGCUCCAUCGGCGGCCAGGAGAGAGGACGGCGCCCUUCCUGCCGCUCCGUCCACAGCCGACAGACCCACGGCGGCCUCUGAAAAGAAGGCGGCGCGGGCCAAGAGGGCCGCAGAAUACCUCUCCGCAACCAAAGAUGCCCCCAGCUCGCCGGACUCUCGAGGCCACCAAAGCGGUGCUCGUGCGAGAGCCGAGUUCUGGGCGGAGGGCGGCCGGGAAGUUGAGGAGUCAUCUGUGAACGAGGUGUUCUUGAAACCAGGAAGCGGCCACAGGGCCGGGAUCUCCCUCCAGGACGUCAGAGCCACGCUCGGGCGAGCCAGCGGCCCCCGUCGGCCCGCCGGGACCAGCGUCCUGAGCCGGGUUGAAACCACCGACAAAGCGGCUCCGGCUCCACCUGCCUCCCCUGCGGCCUUCCCGCUCCUUCCCGGCCAGCUGCCCCCGCCGCCGCGCGCCGUCAGCGCCCACGGGGGGGGGGCGCAGAUGGCGCCGACGCACACGCGGCUUUCCGACCCUCUGCCGGCAGCGGGGGGGGAGGCGUCGAGAGGUGGCGACGGGUUGAGGUCGUGGCUCGGGGUCAGGGAACAAAACGCAGCCGGCAAGGGACCUGAAGGUGCUCUCGCACAGCGGCGUCUUGCCCAGGUGAAACUGAAGGAGUUGCCCGAGUGGCUCAACCGCAGGAGCCCCAGCCACCCGAGAGACGUGGUGCAAAUGGUGCAAGGAGGCUGGCGGUGGUAUAACAAGAGGUACAUUGACGUGAAGAAAGGCGGUGUAGGUGGACUGGGCAUGUUGUUGGCGGGGUACUGUGCGCUCGGCUACAUCUGGAGUUACCCUCAUCUGAAGCGUGAUCGCUGGAGGAAGUACCACUAAUGUCAAGAGGAAGAGCGUGCGUGCGUGUGAGGGAAGGCUUUGGGACCUAAAGGCAUUUCUCCCAUUAACUCCUAGUGUAAAGAAUCCUAACAUUUCCACAGACUUCACACUUGAGAGUUUGCUACCCGUACAACAUGGAACACGUUUCUUUUGACCUUUUGUGAGCAACAGGUUGGCUUCUCUUGGCACGAAGGCUGGACACAACGAGCCCAGCUCUGUUAAAUGAUAACAUCUGUUUGUGUAUUCCUUCCAAAAACGAGCCCUUCCCGACUUGCUGUUUCCAUCCAUAUAGCUAAGCUGAGCUCGCCUGUAGCUUUUAUAUUGUGGAAUGUGUGGUAUCAUUUUUAUUUAGUACCUCACCAGAACAGGAAAAAGCAGUGUUUCAGAAAAAGGCAGAACUAUUCCUUUAACUAGUGGAAGCGUUGGGAUUCUCUUCCUCUCAAAUGAUUUGCACCCGCACAGCAUCACCAAAGAUGAAAGCCGGCUUUAUCAUUUUUUUGUAUUCAUUCACGUUGUCACAUACUCUUCUAGUUGCCCCCAUUUCAGUUUGAGAAGGAAAAAAAAACUUCCACAACGGAGCAAAACAAAUGUCCUUACUGGAAUCCGUUUGGCCGCCACGUGACUCCUCGGCCGCCACCAGGUGUCGCUGUUGUGUCACCAAAAGCCACUCGGCUGCGCAGUGAAGCGUUUGCAUAGUUUUCUUCUGCUCCUUUUGUGUCGGCGUUGGGGGCCCAGGGGUCAACGAGGAUUAUACAGUGUGUGAUCGUAUUCAAAAUUAAUUUAUUGUUUACUCUCCUUGCUGCUGUAGUGAACACA